UCAUUUAGUAGUAAUGAGCUAAAAUAUAUUUGAGAGAGUUAAUUGAAUCCGAACUCGAGGAGAAGCAAUGGCGUCGAGAAAAGGAGGUAGCGCCGGCGAAGGGGUGAGAUCGUUGGAGUUGGAGAAGAUGAGUGUCGAGCAGCUAAAAGCCUUCAAGGAACAGACUGAUAUGGAAGUCAAUCUCCUUCACGAUAGCCUCAACAACAUUCGCACAGCCACUUCUCGCCUCGACAUUGCCACCGCUGUGCUUCACGACCUCUCGCUCCGCCCUCAAGGCAAGAAGAUGUUGGUGCCUCUUACUGCUUCGCUUUAUGUUCCUGGAACGCUCGAUGAUGCCGAUAAGGUCUCGGUGGAUGUAGGCACUGGAUACUUCAUUGAGAAAACAAUGGCAGAAGGAAAAGAUUACUGUGAUCCAAAGAUCAAAUUGCUGAGGUCGAAUUUUGACCAACUAAUCGAGAUUGCUACUAAAAAGAAAAAAGUAGCAGAUGAAGCUGGGGUGAUCUUACAAGCAAAGCUGAAGCAGAUGGCUGCUACAACAUAGGAGAAUGUAUGACCAUAUAAUAUGUAAGGGUCAAGUAAUUGCUGGCCUGAACGUGUAACUUUGAUGUAGGGGUCGACUUUUCUGGACGUGGAUUUAGGAAAGAGGAAACUCUGGAGCAAAGAAUCAGACGCUUCUUCUAUAGCUUGGUGAGCUCUCUUUAAACAAACUCUGUUGAAGGUAAAACUAAUGUCGUAUUUGUCGGUUUUGCGAUGCCGAAAAUGGAAGUCUUCCCCAAAAUUGACCAACAGAAUGUUUUUCAUGCUUAAUUGAUAAUUACUCGUGGAAAUUCUGUAGACAAGGCCCUGUGCAACAUGAAAAUUGCAAGCAUUAGUUACGAGUUCGACGUAUAAGAGGUUAGUUUAGACAAUGCAUGCAUCUAUAGCUACUCUUUUUAAGUAUUUUUUUCAAAUGAAAUGUGAGCAAAUUUUGUUCUUGCAACCUGAGUUUACUGAUGAUGGGCAAGUUUUUCCCAUUGAUUAGACAAGUUAAGUUGAGCCAA
Messenger RNA from Cucurbita maxima (winter squash), 1040 nucleotides. RefSeq names its product probable prefoldin subunit 5. The record is from RefSeq and is a predicted model, not a curated record. The coding region runs from base 68 to 541 and encodes 157 amino acids. NCBI's taxonomy places the organism in Eukaryota, Viridiplantae, Streptophyta, Magnoliopsida, Cucurbitales, Cucurbitaceae. Gene Ontology annotation, cellular component: prefoldin complex; cytoplasm. The transcript is spliced from 5 exons. Gene Ontology annotation, biological process: regulation of DNA-templated transcription; protein folding.